CUCCGCCCUUCGGCUUGUACCCCAUGGCGUGAAGUGGCAUCGACGCUGCUGUCGUCCAACUGUUACUUUUCCCUUAUUGGUAUUUUCUUCUAUUUUUGAUCAUAUAUCGUUUUGGAAUCUGGGGGGAGCAUAGUUCAUUUAAAGAAGCUCCCAUUCAACCCGUCCUUGGCUAUCUGCCCUAGCGGCAGUGAAUCUCAGCACCGACUUCAUCUCCAGUGCAACCGCUAUCGCGUUAACCUUUUUCGAUGAGGGAAUGUGGCUUCCUCUAAUUUCGCUCGUUCGCCCGGUUUUCCUCUACUUGAUUUCAAUGGAGAUCUCUCUGCGCUGAGCCGCAUCACACCGAAAAUACAACUACUGUUACAUGCGAUGGCUUCCAUGGGGAAGUCUAGUACGGAAGAUUCCCGUCGCGGAAUGGGGUCGCCCAAACCUAAGUCACGAGUGUACCCAGAGAAUGCCAAGGACACCCUAUGUCGGAACGUUACCAUCUACGGCCGAUGUCGCUAUGAAGAUAAAGGCUGCGCUUUCAAUCACGAUCCACAAAAACUGAACCCCGCGAACAACUUCGACAGUAAUGGCAACAGAAAACGAUUCAAUGUCGAUUCUCCCAGCUUCACUCCUUCUCUACUGUCUACAAAUGGAUCAACGACACCCACGAAGAAAGUAUCGGCAACUAUAUCACCAAAAGCUGCGAACGCUGCCCCGUUCCAGCCUAGGACUGUCUCAUCGCGUUCUAAUUCAAGCACCCCAAGCUCUCGUCAAGACACCCAAACCCCUGAUUGGACUGUAGCAGAAGCUCAGGAGUUUGUCCCACAAGGCUUUGAAGCCCCUCCUAUGACUCCCCUUCAAGGAACUGGUACCAAUGGUCUCGCUACUACGGCUGCAUUUGAUCCUUUUGUAACGGCCCCGGCUCCCCUUCCGGGUGCAGGUGUGGGUACUGUUCCUGGAAACCCAUAUUCACCAGACACUGCUGCUGCUGCUGCUACAGCUGCUGCAUUGAAUGGCGCGGCUUUCUUUGCAAACCAAAGUGGAUUUCAGCAACCAGUACAAUAUCAUCUUUAUGCUCCUAUCGGACCACAUAACCAAAAUACCUUGGGCUAUCAGCGCAACGUUCAUGACAUUUUUCUCCCUAAUGACUUCCGAGAAGAGCUACAGAAGAAAGCAGCCGCAACGUUGCAGAUGCUUCCCAACACCCAAUUGCCCGCUCAAGUCGAUUAUUUCCAUUCCCUUGUUCCAUUGGACCUGAACCACCAAAAGAAUGCAACCACUUUUGGUUUCCCGAGUUGGGUAUACAAAGCGCAGUCCAGCAAGGAUGGGAAUUUCUAUGCUCUUCGGAGAUUAGAAGGCUUCCGUUUGACGAAUGAAAAGGCCAUCCGAUCUGUUCAGGCAUGGAAGCGAGUGUGCAAUGGCAGCGUAGUGACAAUUCACGAUGCUUUCACAAGCCGGAGCUUUCAAGAUAGCUCGCUCAUUUUUGUCACAGACUACCACCCUCUCUCAAAGACACUUGCAGAACAACACCUUGGGGCUGGGAACAGAUUUCAAACUCGGCAUCCUGCACACAUUCCUGAGCAGGUGCUUUGGAGUUACAUGACCCAACUCGCAAACGCGUUGAAGGCUAUCCACAGUAAUGGGCUUGCUGCGAGAAUCAUCGAACCCAGUAAGAUUCUUUUGACAGCCAAAAAUCGCGUUCGCUUGAAUGCGUGCGCUAUCAUGGACGUGGUCCAGUAUGAAGCUCAGCGAUCGGUUACGGACCUUCAACGCCAAGAUCUGGUCAACUUGGGGCAGUUGAUCAUCACCCUAGGAGCAAACUCGCCAAGUGUCAUGGGUAAUCCUACUAGGGCUAUGGAACAUUUCACGCGUGCCUACACGCCACAGCUGAAGAAUUCGGUAUUUUGGUUAUUGAACGGCAUGCAAAAGGAUCAAGAGCGGAGCAUUGACGUUUUCAUCACCGGAAUCUCAUCGCAGCUAAUGUCGACAUUCGAUUCGUCCCUCCAUUUGGAUGAUCAGCUCACAUCAGAUCUUAGCCGUGAGCUUGAGAACGGUCGCCUUGUACGGUUGAUGACGAAAUUGAAUCUCAUCAACGAGCGACCCGAAUAUGACCACGAUCGGCAAUGGUCCGAGAAUGGGGAGCGAUAUUUCUUGAAACUCUUCCGAGAUUUUGUUUUCCAUCAGGUGGAUGCCCAAGGAGAUCCAGUUGUCGACCUCGGCCAUGUGCUCGCAUGCUUGAACAAGUUGGAUGCGGGAUCGGACGAAAGAAUUACCCUGGUGAGUCGGGAUGAGCAAAGCUGCUUUGUCGUCAGCUAUAAGGAGCUCAAAAAGGCUUUUGAAUCGUCUUUCCAGGCAUUGAUGAAGCCGGGAAGGAGGCUCCCUUGAAUUGGUUGGUGAUAUAACACUCGGGACUCUUGGAUACAUGGCUUAAUUAUGAUGACUUGCCUCUUUUUCCUUUUGUUCUUGCUUCAUUUCAGCGAGAGGAAUACUAUAUAUGCUAGGAGCGGCCAAGACAGACAAUAUUGUCUGGCCCACUGUCGUGGUUAUUUUGGAGCAGCAUCUUGGUCUGAGAAAGUGAGGUGUCUGGAGAUUCAAGACUUUGGCCGGUGUGGUCCUGGUCUCGUUUAUUUGAAGUUAGGAUUUAUCUAUGGCACCACAGGCCAACGAUGUACGAGAUAUGCUUCGGAGAAUUCUGCUUACAGAAAG
This is a messenger RNA of Aspergillus ruber CBS 135680, 2691 nucleotides long. Its product is annotated as PAN-complex poly(A)-binding subunit PAN3. The coding region runs from base 367 to 2370 and encodes 667 amino acids. Gene Ontology annotation, cellular component: PAN complex; P-body. Gene Ontology annotation, molecular function: ATP binding; metal ion binding; protein kinase activity. The record is from RefSeq and is a predicted model, not a curated record. Gene Ontology annotation, biological process: mRNA processing; protein phosphorylation; nuclear-transcribed mRNA poly(A) tail shortening. NCBI's taxonomy places the organism in Eukaryota, Fungi, Ascomycota, Eurotiomycetes, Eurotiales, Aspergillaceae. The transcript is spliced from 8 exons.